AUUUUGCAUGCAACGAAAUAAGUUGAGGCAAAUUUUUGGAGAAAAAUAAUAAUGAAGUUUAACCUGCAGAUUGUAACCUUGCUUUUCAUAAUAUUUCUUGCUAUGCAGGAAAAUUCUUUUUCAGUACUUGCUCGUCCAGUGAAGAAAGUAAGUCAUGUAUUAACAACAAAGAAAGAGAUGGCAGACAGUAGUGAUUGCUUCAGUUUACCAAAGGAAAUUGUUGCAGUUGAAAGAUUUGCAAGAAAAUUGACAGCUGAAGUGGCAAAGAAGGCGGUUUCCCAUUCUCUUGGAAACAGAAAAGGUGAAGAAGAAGAAGAAGAAGAAGACAUUUCAACAAUGGCUUUCAGCUCGGAUUAUCAUCCGCCAAAGCCCCAUCCUCCCAAGAACAACUGAUCUAGAGAGAGAAAGAGAGAGGUAGAGUGAGAGAGCAAUUUUCCCCCUGCUCUUGAUCUACCUCUCUCAAAACUAAAGCAUAUAUAAAUUAUAUAUAUGGAUUAUAUAUAGUAUACAGUAUUGUAUUGUUGUAUGUAUGAGAUCAUAUCAAGAAUCAAAUAGUUUCUAUUCAGAAUUAUUUGUUUGUUUGUUUU
Molecule: messenger RNA, 587 nt
Organism: Salvia miltiorrhiza (redroot sage)
Lineage: Eukaryota; Viridiplantae; Streptophyta; Magnoliopsida; Lamiales; Lamiaceae
Exons: 3
Coding region: 52-393 (113 amino acids)
Source: RefSeq, a predicted model, not a curated record